Messenger RNA from Maniola jurtina (meadow brown), 5180 nucleotides. RefSeq names its product calcium-independent phospholipase A2-gamma-like. Gene Ontology annotation, biological process: arachidonate metabolic process. Gene Ontology annotation, cellular component: membrane. NCBI's taxonomy places the organism in Eukaryota, Metazoa, Arthropoda, Insecta, Lepidoptera, Nymphalidae. The record is from RefSeq and is a predicted model, not a curated record. The transcript is spliced from 10 exons. The coding region runs from base 419 to 2188 and encodes 589 amino acids.
GAUAAAGAUCAAACGAGGCAUAAGUUAAAGUGAAUGGUGCACGAAGUGGUGCAUUGAGUUUGUUUUGAUUCGCUGCAGUUGGCAAACCUGAUCGCGCGAUUUGACGUCAUUGUGCUGUCAUUGAUCUAUUUAUAUUGGUGAAUUUUAAUUUAUUUGCCAGCGUUUUGCGCGAAACUAUAUUGUCUCGUGAAGAUGGUAGCUGGAUCUAGACUUGUCGGAGAUAACAGUGAAGCUAAAACAUUUGUGUGAACAUUUUUCUCGAAGUUAUUGUCGCGACAAACUGCGUACGUGACUUGGAUAAAGACGCUUUGUUAUUUUGUACAUUAAUCGCUGAAAUACUUAAAUUCAAGUGGUUUGGUGUGUUUAAAACUAAUUUAGAUUAAGACAAAAACGUUUUAGUACAAGAAAAGUGGUGAAAAUGUCGUCGUUAGGUGGACAGUGGCGUGUUAUUAGGCACUACCUCUCUAUGAGUAACUUGAACGCAGAAGUAGAGAAAUUAGUGCAGAAAUUCAAGCCUGCUACUCCUGAACAAUGGGAAAAUUUAAUAAAAAAAUUUGAGAAAGCAGUCUCAGUGAAAUUGACACAAACAAUAGACGUUAAAAAGGAACCAAAAGCAGUUGACCAUAAAGUGAACUCAACCACAGUAGAAGAGACAGAGAAAAUUACAGACAGACAGAGUGGCAAAGAGAAAAAUGAACAAGUUGAACAGAAAAUAUCUCAAGAAGGUCUCACUGUAGGGUCAGAGGCAAAGGAAAUUACUUUAGAAGGCCUAUGGGAAGGUUUCAAAUUAAAGAAGGAUCUGCAUUUUGGAAAAAUCUCUGAAUCUAACUGGAGGACUAAUAAGCCUAUUGUUACAAAGUCGUCCAUACAUUCUAGAACGGCCUACGUCAUAUCGGCCAUAGUGACAGCUGAGACUCCAGAAUGUCUGCUGCGGAGGACGGAACACUUCAUAGAGCAUUUACAGCAAUAUCCCGAGUCCAGGGACUAUGCUAUCAAGGAAGGUGCAGUCAGGGCUUUGUUGCGAGUGCAGCACAAAAUGAAACACCACACUGAUGACGUCACCAAACAAGUCAACGGUAUUGUUAAUGAGGCUCUAGCAUUAAUGGGUUACACUGGUCCAACAAAGGGUCGAGGCCCCAACAUCCUCUCUAUAGAUGGUGGAGGUAUCAGAGGGAUCAUCGCCAUAGAGAUAUUGAGGCACCUAGAGAGGCUCACCGGCCGCAGCGUGCAGGAUAUGUUCGAUUACAUCAUCGGAGUUAGCACGGGCGCCAUUAUUGCCGCGGUCAUUGCGAGCGGCGCGGGUAAUCUGGACACGGCCAACCACAUGUAUCACACACUGUCCAAGCAAAUGUUUGGCAAUACUUCACUCAUUGGUGGUACAUCUCGGCUGGUGUGGACGCACUCUUACUACGACACCGACGCGUGGGAAAAGUUGCUACAAGAAAACUUGCAGGAUUGCACCCUCACCGAGUGCAACAGGCAUAAUACACCUAAGAUGGCGCUAGUAUCAUGCGUGGUGAACUCCGGGUCCCGCCUCGCGCCGUUCCUGUUCCGCACGUACGAGUGCGGGUUCCGCGUGCGCUCCGUGUUCGCGGGCAGCUCGCGCGCCAAGCUGUGGCACGCCGUGCGCGCGUCCGCCGCCGCGCCCACCUACUUCACCGAGUUCCGGCUGCAGGGACUGUUGCAUCAGGACGGUGGUAUAAUGGUCAACAACCCGACCGGGGUCGGACUCCACGAAGCCAAACUACUGUUUGGAGCGGACACUAUCAAAAACGGCACAGUGAUAUCCGUGGGCACGGGCCGAGCGCUCAACAAGCAUCUGGACUACCAGCUCAUGAGCAAGGGCCUGGCCAAGGAGUCCCCUGGGACCAGCUGGAAGGACAAAUUCAAUAAAAUCCUGGACUCUGCCACUGAUACUGAAGGUGUCCAUCUGGUGAUGAACGAUUUGUUACCACCGGGUAACUAUUACCGUUUCAACCCCCCUCUAAUGGAAGAGUGUGCCAUGGACGAAAUCAACCCCCAGAAGCUCCAGAACAUGAUCACAGACACCAUGGCCUACAUCCGCAGGAACCAGCACAAGUUCGAACAAGCGGCCGCUAUGUUAGUGAGGAAGAGGACCCUGUCCCAACAGAUCGUGGACUAUGUCCACUACAGGUCCCAGUUGAUGGGCAUCUCUCACGCCAACUGACGGUUUGGCAAUCGGCAAGAGUUUGACACUUGCUGAUUUUGCUGUGAAAUUCGUGUGUUAUGUUACGUAAAGUCGUAAAAAAGACAGGGAAUUGGUCUGUUGCGUUUUUGUGGCCAUAUUGGUAUAAAAAGAGCAUAAAAACGUGUGUCGUGAGUUAGAAAGGGAGAAAUGUUGUUAGGAAAUUAUAAAAUACCUGUAGUAACCAGCACAAGUUCAAAUAAGCAAGCGGUGGCUAUGCUGUUGAGGAAGGAAACUGUAUGCUAGCAGAUUAUGGACUAGUCCACUACGGGUUCCAAUUGAUGGGCAUCUCUCACGCCAACUGACGGUUUGGCAAUCGGCAAGAGUUUGACACUUGCUGAUUUUGCUGUGAAAUUCGUGUGUUAUGUUACGUAAAGUCGUAAAAAAGACAGAGGAUUUGUCUGUUGCGUUUUUGUGGCCAUAUUGGUAUAAAAAGAGCAUAAAAACGUGUGUCGUGAGUUAAAAAGGGAGAAAUUUUGUUAGGAAAUUAUCAAAUAGCUGCAGAAUCCUGCACAAUUUCGAAUAAGCGGUGGGCUAUGCUGUUGAGGAAAAAACUCUGCCAGCAGAUUGUAAACUAUGUCCACUAAAGGUCCUAGUUGAUUUGCAUCUCUCACGGCAAGAGUUUGAGAUUUUGCUGUGAAAUUCGUGUGUUAUGUUACCUAGAAUCAAAAAAGACAGAAAAUGUGUCUAUAAAAGUGUUUUUGUAGCCAUGUUGGUAAGAAAGAGAGCAUAAAAACGUGUGUCGUGAGUUAAAAAGGAGAGACUUUACAAACUCACGACAUAAAAACAAUGUCGUGAGUUUGUAGGGUUUGAUAAAGAGGAAUUUUGUUUAGAAAUUGACAAGAGUUUUGUAAACUUGCAAUGAUGUAGGGUGAAAUUCGAUAGUUCGAAAAAAUUUUAUUUUUAUUUUAUUUUUUUAUUUAUUUAAGUUUUUUAGUUUUAUUAAGUAAUUUGUGACGAUUUAUUUGCGUGAAUUGUUCUAAUUUAAUCUUCAAACUGCAAUUCGAAAGAUCCGAGCUUAAAAUAUUUUAGCUAAGGAUACUUUCUGUAGAAAAUUCGAGAAAGGCUUAUUAAAUUAAUGAAUUUCAAAUUGAUAACUUGAGAAAUUAAAUUGGUCUAUAAGAAUCGAUAGUCGAAAGAAAUAGUUUUUUGGUGUUUUAGAGCUAGGUCAGACAUGCGGAUAUAACGCGCGGAUGCAAACCAUGCGUUUUGAAUCGUCAUAUAAUUUGCCUUAGGGCUAACACAAACAAACGGAGUGGAGUGGAGUCAAUCUUUUUAUAACUACCUAUUUAGGUAUUUUACAUUUUUAAGGUAAUAAAUUUUCAAUACCUUAAAAAUGUUAUGACCCAAAACAAUAUUUCAAGAAUAAAAUGUCGGCAAAUGCCUACUGGGUUUGCAAGUUGCAACUCUCUCUAUCGUACAAUAUGGAGAAGGCCGAGAUGCAGCGUGAAACAGAUAGCAUUUUUGAAAAUACCUACUCUCACCCGCGUUUUGUCACUAGAUGAUAGUCUUAAGAUACGUGCGGUUUAAAUCCGCGCGGUUUCAGACGGAUCUAGCUCUGAUUAGAUAGGAGUUGAUCUCUGGGGUAAGUUCUAAAAUAAGGGUAAAUCUUGUACAUAUCUCGUAAAUCUAGUUCUGUCAUAGGAUUGGAUUGAUUCUGUGAAGUUAUUCUUGCAUUUAUCCACCUUUUCCCGUUAUAAUUAAUUAUAUAAAAUAAUAUUAAUUGUGUUUAUUAUAAUAGGGUAUUCUAUGCGCCUUAAAUAGUUAUUGUGAUAUGUUACGAUUAAUUCAGUGGGAAAUGUUCUUAGAUAGACGCCAGGCGUUAUUAUGCGAACAUCCAUAGUGCGGAUAUGCGAAUGAUUUUUGCAGAUUAAUAGAAAAAUAAGUUUGUUAUAGCUUUACAUUUCGUUAAAUAUUAUUAUUUUGUAGUCAUUAGCAAAUGCAGCUUUAAAUAUAAUCAUGUAAAAUUUGCAUACCUUUAGGCCAUGAAUCAUAAAAAAUAAAGCUUUAGAAAUGAAAUUUGUAAUUAAAUAUUGUUAACUUAAGAUUUUUUAUUGUAAUAUAAGUAAUAAUUUUAAUAGGUUAUUAAUAAUAUUAAAAAAAAUGUAUCGAAUAUUUAAAAAAAAUUCGUUAGUAGGUUAGUCUUGUUUACAUUAAUGUAUACAUAUAUUACUAAAACUUGGGAUCAAAUCACAUUGAGAGAGAGAUGAAGCGAUACGACGCCUCUUUCAAGGUAAACCGAACUCUUAUCUCUACCACGUAAUGUACAUAUUCGUGAGUCGUAUUGCUUCGCGUCAACUCUGCCGCACUGUGGCUUGAGCCUUAGGUUGAAAUCUAUAGAGACUCUCGCUCUUUGACUUUGCUUAGACAUAAGUUUCAGUUAAAGCGAGAUAGAUUUAUGCCAGCGGUAUAACGCUGUCUCGUUUUAACAGUGUCUUGUGUUCAGAGUGUUCUUAAAGUUUGGCGCAAUCUGUUCAUACUGAUAUUGCAAUAAGUCACUACAAGAUAGUUUUUCUUUACGCUAUAAAAUAGCUUAUUUAUAUCAACUUUAAACAUUCUCGUCUAUUAUUAUCUUUACCUAUUAUUAGAAGUAUAAUUAAUAAUGUUGUCAAAAUAUAUCAAAAUGUAUGAAUACUUUUAAGAAAAAAUCCUUUAGGAUUUAGCAGCUUACCUAAAUAUUAUGUACAAUGUAGUAAAAAAAAUGACUUGCCAAAAUUGGGAAGGCUUCAAGCUAGUACAGACACAGCGGAAUUCGGUGGACGCAAACCGCAGGUACCUACCUACUGUCCGCACGGUUUGCAUCCGCACGGAUUCGGCCGUGUCUGAACUAGGGUUUAGUUCGAAAUGUUUCUUUUAUUUUGGCUGCUAUAGCAAAUGUAUAUAAAAUAUACAGCUAAAGGAUGGCGAUAGACUGUAGGCUGUUUUUCUAGUCAUUUGUAAUUUUAUCAAAGAAAUAUAACAGUUAAAUAAAAUA